This is a messenger RNA of Portunus trituberculatus (swimming crab), 2438 nucleotides long. It is a transcript of the gene Srp14, whose product is annotated as signal recognition particle 14 kDa protein-like. Lineage: Eukaryota; Metazoa; Arthropoda; Malacostraca; Decapoda; Portunidae. Gene Ontology annotation, biological process: SRP-dependent cotranslational protein targeting to membrane. The transcript is spliced from 4 exons. Gene Ontology annotation, molecular function: 7S RNA binding; endoplasmic reticulum signal sequence receptor activity. The coding region runs from base 124 to 486 and encodes 120 amino acids. Gene Ontology annotation, cellular component: signal recognition particle, endoplasmic reticulum targeting. The record is from RefSeq and is a predicted model, not a curated record.
CAAAGGCCUGGCUCUGGAGCGAUCCCGAGCCACCUGUAGCAGCAAGAUCAAGAUCAAGCCCCGUCUGCUGCUGAACCUGUUGGAAGUGUUGCCGAUCUGCCGUGUGCGGUCCAUUGAGGCAGGAUGACAGCCGUGCACCUCAGCAAUGAAGUGUUCAUGUCUGAGCUGACACUGAUGUUUCACAAUGCUCGGACAAGUGGAGAAGUGGUAACAACUAUAAAGAGAUAUGAUGGGCGAACUCGUCCUCAUCCCAAGCCAAGAAGGUUGAAGAAUGGAAAGAUGUCAAAGGUUACUCCUCUUCCUGAGCCUGAUGAGUACAGCUGUUUAGUGCGAGCCAAGUCAAAAAAGAAGAAAAUAAGUACAGUGAUUUCUGCAGCAGAUGCAAUGAAGUUCCAGCUCCAAUUUGCUCAGUUCCUUCGCUCCAAUAUGGAUGGACUUAAAAAGGAGAAGAAAACAAAGAAAAAAGUUAAAAAGGCAACUCAGUAGUCUUAUGUGAUUAUAGUUAAGAUUGUGUGGAAGGUGACAACUCAUCAGGCUGGUGAUGGCACUAUAUAGGCUUGGGUUUGUCAGCAUCGCAUCAUGUGUCAAGCUUGUGGGACAUUCUGGUUAUAAGGCAUUUCAGGAGAAUGUUUGUGGAUCAUGAAACAUAAAUAGAUAAACCAUCUCUGCGUAAAACAGUGGCUAAACAUUGGGUAUUUAUAACAGAACAUAUAAUUUUGAAGUGAACAUUCAUAAUACCAAGUGUAUUAUUAAUGUUCACAUCAGAAUGAUGUGCUCUGUUCUGGUCUUACUCAUCUAUUCAGAUAACCUGUUGGAGAUAAUUUUUACGUUAUUUUCAAAUCUGUAAUAUAUCUGAAGAAUUUCAUAUCUAUGAUGUGAGAAAUAUGGGUUUAUGGUAUUUUUCAAACAACAGCAACAAUGAUAAUACAUUUGCAAAGAUCUUGCUUCAUGGUUUCCAGAUUAUUUCUAUGAUAAUUGUACAUACAUACAUACAGCAAAGCUGUCUUCUCCAAAAAGGCAAGGAGCUUAGACAAGGCACACAGCUUUCAUAUUCCCCACUCACAACACUUUUAGCCCCUUAGCUCCUGAAGAAGACAAAGUACUUCUACAUUCAUUGUAAUGCAAGGGAAAUGUAAGAAAAGAGAAUCCUGUCAUGUUGUGUUUGCAAAAUGUAACUCAUUCUUGAAUGAUUGUUUAAAAAAAGCAUGUACAUUUUGUUUUAAAGAUUAUUUGAUAAAAUACAAAGGAUUGUGCAUUUAUUUUAUAGAUUAUCUGGUGAAAUACAAAAGGCUUGUACACUUAUUUUAAAGAUUUUCUGAUGAAAUAUAUUUUUACAUUGAUUUGCUAUAGGACUUAAAAAAUUACCAAUUUACUAGUACAUAAUUUGAAUGCUACAAUGUUAUUAUAAUGAACCAAAUUUUUUGCUGUAAAUAGGAAGUGAAGAACCUUAAUUAUCUUAAAAAAAAUGUGUAUGCACUUGAAAGAUUUCAGUUAUGAGCAUCAUAAAUUUCCAGUUUAAUAUAAUCAUAUGUUGGUAUAUUUUUAUGGCUAAUUUUCAUAAAGAAUUUUUUUGUUUUGUUUUGUUUAAAAACAAUUAAUAUUUUGAAAUAAAAAUGGAACCAACUUAAUGUCAUGAGGCAUGCUUUGUUUGGUUUCAUUGUUUAUCUGCAUUCUUUUAGGGAUGAACCUUUCCUCACUUCAUACACUAUGGAAUAUAUAAAUGCUAAUAAAGGACUUAUUAUAUAAGAUAUGAUGCAAAGUUUUCAGAAUUUUUUUUUUUUUCACAUUUACUUGUCAGAUUAAAUAUUUGAAGACAUAUAUAAUAUAUUAAGUAUAUUUGAUUCAUAUGUUUGCCUUACCAAAUCUAAAUAUAUUUGAUUGAUAUGUUUGCCUUACAUUUUUUUUCUCAUUUAAAUUUUUUUUUUUUUUUUUUUGUUAAAGUAUACAGUUUUGGUUAUUUGUCAUUGAAAAAAUUAACAAUCAAGCUGAAGAUACUGCAUGGUCACAGUGAGAUUUGUGGUUCUCAUAUACAUAAAAAUGUAACCAAAAAAAUCAGCUAUUAUUAUCAAACAAAAUAUGCCACAACUUCAAAGGAAAUAAUAUUUGUGGCACAAUUUUCAUUACUCAAGGGAUGCCAUCGUUUGAUCAUCAAUUCAUCUGAUUUAACAAGUACCAUAUAUUCAUGUCUGCAUAGGCUCGGGUUGUUCUACUUAAGUUUAAAGUAGGUUGUUGAACUGCUAUAAAAGUUUCCUGGAUUGUGUAUGAAGCCCAUUCAGGUUGCAGUUUUCACACCACUUGCCUCAGGACUACAGACAUUUUUGAUGCAGAUGCAAUUCUGGAAUGGCUGUAAAAGGUUUCCCCUGCCCUGGGUGCCAUCCUUGGAAUGUCUUGUUUUUCAUGUUUGGUUGUCAGUAUUCUUAAUAAAUCACCAAAAGACA